AUGGAAUUCAAAGGAAACAUGAAGCUCAUCACCAACCAAUUCGAUAAAGUAGAAUACGGUUUUCAUGAUGAAUACUCCCAAGAUCCACGCAUGGCUCAACACGAUUCAGAAUGGAACGGACGAAGCGCGCAAAGCCCUAAACACGAUGGACGGCAACUAUUAUCUCGUUCUGGACCCGCUGAAUGCUUAUUAUCGGCGAAUGAUCUAUCAAGAAGUGGAGUCUGGCUACGGCAAUCUUCUCUCCGUCGUGAAGCUGGACAUGGACAACAUGGUCGAUGUGGUCGGGAGAUGUCAUGUAGGAUCCGAAGAGAAAUCUCCGACGCCUGCGCGUGA
Molecule: messenger RNA, 333 nt
Organism: Blastocystis hominis
Lineage: Eukaryota; Bigyra; Opalinata; Blastocystidae
Exons: 1
Coding region: 1-333 (110 amino acids)
Source: RefSeq, a predicted model, not a curated record